UUGACUGCUAAAGUACUCUUCUUCUCUGCGCCUCCCUCCCUCUUUCUUUAUAUCUGCGUUUCUCUGUCAUUUCUCCGCCGCCGGCCGACGGGAAGAUGGGGAUUUCCCGGCGGAUCUACUUCCUCGAUGUUCUGGUGCUUUAUCUUUUACUUUCCUUCUCCGCUGCUUACUCCUUCCCUUUCCCCAAAAAGCACACCCACAAAAUCGAAGGCCCUAUCAAAACCAUUGUCGUUGUGGUAAUGGAGAACAGAUCAUUCGAUCACAUGCUUGGAUGGCUGAAGAAGCUCCGCCCCGACAUCGACGGCCUCAACGGCACCGAAUUCAAUCGCUACAACGCUUCCGACCCGAAUUCCGGAGCUGUGCGCGUCUCCGACGACGCGCUCUUCGUUGAUUCCGACCCUGGUCACUCCAUCCAGGCCAUGAGAGAGCAGAUUUUUGGAGGUACUGAUACGUCCUCGAAUCCAGCUCCGAUGAAUGGCUUUGUGCAGCAGGCGGAUAGCAUGGAGGUCGAAGGUAUGCCCAAAACUGUGAUGAGCGGCUUCAAGCCGGAGCUAGUCCCUGUCUACACCGAAUUAGCCAACGAAUUCGCGGUUAUGGAUCGGUGGUUCGCUUCGGUCCCGGCCUCGACUCAGCCAAAUCGACUCUACGUUCACUCCGCGACUUCCCACGGCGCCUCCAGCAACGUCCGGAAGGACCUCAUCCAUGGCUAUCCGCAGAAGACCAUUUUUGACUCUCUGGACGAAAAUAACCUCAGCUUUGGGAUAUAUUACCAGAAUAUCCCCGCCUCUUUGUUUUUCAAGAGCCUCAGGAAGCUCAAGCAUAUCAUCAAGUUCCAUAAUUAUGCUUUGAAGUUCAAACUUCAUGCUAAACUAGGGAAACUCCCAAACUAUGUUGUGAUCGAGCAACGGUACAUGGAUGUCAAGCUUUUUCCCGCGAAUGACGACCACCCUUCACACGAUGUGGCGCGUGGGCAGAAAUUUGUCAAGGAGGUGUACGAAACGCUGAGGGCGAGUCCGCAGUGGAAGGAGAUGGCGUUGCUGAUCACUUAUGAUGAACAUGGUGGGUUCUAUGAUCAUGUGCCGACACCAGUUUCUGGUGUGCCCAACCCAGAUGGGAUCAUUGGCCCGGAUCCCUAUUAUUUUAAGUUCGAUAGGCUUGGCGUUCGUGUGCCGACGUUCUUGAUUUCACCUUGGAUUGAGAAAGGCACUGUGAUUCAUGAACCAAGUGGCCCAACUCCAACUUCGCAAUAUGAACACUCAUCCAUACCUGCUACUGUGAAGAAGCUUUUCAAUCUCAACUCAAACUUUUUGACUAAACGAGACGCAUGGGCUGGAACUUUUGAGAAAUACUUUUACUUGCGGGAUACUCCAAGGGAUGACUGCCCAGAGAAGCUUUCAGAAGUAACAACAUCAUUAAGGCCAAGAGGACCAAUUGAAGAUCUUAAACUGUCAGAGUUCCAAAUCGAACUGAUUCAGCUGGCAUCACAACUCAAUGGCGAUCACAUCCUGAAUACCUACCCGGAUAUCGGAAGAGGCAUGACUGUGGGCAUGGCUAACCGGUACGCAGAGGAUGCAGUUAAAAGGUUCUUGGAAGCCGGCAGGGCAGCUUUGAAGGCCGGAGCCAAUGAAUCUGCAAUCGUCACCAUGAGACCCUCUUUAACUAGCCGACCUGAGUACUCCGACAGUCAUCCCUCUUUCUGAUCGAUCUCUUUCCGGCUGUUCCUUCCGCCAUUGCUGUGUUGGAUGAGGUAGGCCUUAUGCAAACAGCUACAUAUAUAUAUUAGUACAUAUUGCUACAGAUAGAUACAUGCUUACACUUGUAUAGAUAUUUGGAAUGGUGGCUUAGAUUCUGAACCACGUGCCUAAUAGGAAUGUUCUACUUUCUGUAUCAUUACCACUACAGUUAUGCUGUUUUUACAUAAAUAAAAAAAUAUUAGGGCCAGUUGAUGAAAUUUGUAUAAUAUUGAACGCCUUGCUGAAUUUUUAACGUGUAUGUUCAACAAA
Molecule: messenger RNA, 2003 nt
Organism: Andrographis paniculata
Lineage: Eukaryota; Viridiplantae; Streptophyta; Magnoliopsida; Lamiales; Acanthaceae
Product: non-specific phospholipase C1
Exons: 3
Coding region: 96-1700 (534 amino acids)
Biological process (GO): phospholipid catabolic process
Molecular function (GO): hydrolase activity, acting on ester bonds
Source: RefSeq, a predicted model, not a curated record